Vigna unguiculata (cowpea) is the source of this 5247-nucleotide messenger RNA. RefSeq lists its product as uncharacterized. The record is from RefSeq and is a predicted model, not a curated record. Gene Ontology annotation, molecular function: nucleic acid binding; RNA-DNA hybrid ribonuclease activity. Lineage: Eukaryota; Viridiplantae; Streptophyta; Magnoliopsida; Fabales; Fabaceae. Gene Ontology annotation, biological process: DNA integration.
AUGAAUAGAGGCAGAGGAGCAUCACGUGAAGGGCCUACUCGGCAACAAAUAAUGCAGAGCAUACUGGAGUUACAAAAGCAGAACGAGGAGAUCAGAAUGAAGGCGGAAGCCGAUCAGGCCCAACUUGAAAAAGAAAGAGAGGAAACUCGCAAGAAAGCGGAAGAAGACUUGCAGGCGUUAAGGGAGGAAGCUUUGGGAGAAAGAGAGAGGUUGCGGAAAAAUGCAGAGGAAACGCAUCAACGAUUGGAGGAGGCACUUCGACAGCAGGAACAAUUGCGGAAAGCAAACGAAGAUAUGCAAAACAGAUUAGAGUCUGCUAGGGCUGGUUUUCGCUAUUCAUCUCGGUUGAAUUCUGAGGUGACUGAUACCAGUCCUUUGGCAGAGACGAUUAUGAACGAGCCGAUCCCACAGAAUUUUGUAAUUCCCAAAAUCACACCUUUCACAGGGAAUUCUGAUCCAGAAUUACAUUUAAAAGCCUUCCAGGCUCGGAUGAUGAUAUCGGGUGGUAAUGAUGCUAUACGCUGCAAAAUGUUUGUGGGUACCUUGACGGAAAUUGCCCUAGAAUGGUUCAACACCAUACCUAACUCAUCUAUCAGUUCGUUCCAUGAUUUCAAGCGUCUUUUCUUGGAGAGGUUCUCAGCAAAUAGAGCCAAACCGAUGGAGAUGGCAGACAUGUUUGAUAUAAGGCAAACCGCCGAAGAAACGUUGAAGCAAUUCCUUAACCGAUUCACCAACAUCAGCAUGCGGUUGAUAGACCCUAACGAGGGUUUGCUCGUCAAAGCCUUUAUGAAAGGGCUUCGGGCUAGCUCGUUUGGUGAGUCCCUGUACCGAUAUCCACCGAGAUCCCUUACAGAGAUUAGACAAAGGGCGGCUGUGGAAAUAGAAACUGAGGAGGCCAUGCGCCACAAAAAGACAGGAGAUAGGAAGCUAGUGACUCAUUCCAGGAGUGAAAGAGAUAUGAGACCCUAUCGAAGGGAAAGAACUCCUCCUAGGAUGAAAACGGAUCGGCGUUUUGUCCCUUAUGUGGCACAACGAAGGACCGACCAUCCGCAAAUGCCAGGAAUACCGAAUCUUAAAGUGCCGAUGGCUCAAGUCUUGGAGGAUGCAGAGGUAGCUAGACGUUUACGCUAUCCUAAUGUUGCGGGGAGAACCCUUGGCAAUAAAUUAGAUUCUUGGUGUGAGUUUCAUCAAACUAGAGGUCAUGGCACCAACUACUGUUAUGGUUUGCGUUAUCAACUCUCUGUUUUGGCAAACCAGGGGCUCUUGGCAAAAUUCAUAAAGAGGGGUACCGAGGAGAAAUCACCUGAGAUUCGCACGGAUCCUGAUAUACAUGAGACGCCUGUUUUGGGGGAUUUUAAUACCAUAGCCGGAGGUUUCUCGGGAGGAGGACAAACCAGCUCGGCUAGGAAACGAUAUGUGAGGAGCGUCAUGACCACAGCAGUGGUGGACAAGCCGAGACAAGCCCUAGACAUAACAUUUUCAAACGAGGAUUUGAAAGGUGUAAUCCCACAUGAAGAUGAUCCCAUAGUGGUGUCAGUGAUCAUGAUGGGAAGGAAUGUCCACAGGGUGCUAAUUGAUCAGGGGAGUUCUGCAGAUGUGAUGUUUUGGAGCACUUUCAUAGGAUUGCAAAUUCCGAUAGAUCAAUUGAAAUCAUUUGAUGGAGUGCUUGUCGGUUUCUCUGGAGAUCCAGUGGAGGUGAAAGGGUAUAUUGAUCUUAGAACAACUUUCAGAGACAAGGAAGAUGCGAAGACCGUAUUUAUACGCUACAUAGUAGUCAAUGCCCCUUCAUCAUAUAAUUUGUUGUUGGGAAGGCCUUCUCUCAACAAGUUAAGGGCUGUAGUGUCAACAAUACACUUAAAAAUGAAGUUUCCCUCAGAUGAGGGGAAAAUACUUACUUUGGCUGUAAACCAGGAGACCGCUCGAAAAUGUUAUGAGGAUAGUUUGAAGUUAAAGAGGAAAGUAGCUUAUUCAGUGAGCACAACUGGAGUAAUAUUAGAUCCCGAGAUAGAUCCGAGGUUGGUGCACCCUGAUAGAAGGCCUCAGCCUGUGGGAGAGGUGAAGGAGGUGGUUAUAGAUGGGAAGAAGUUGAGAAUUGGGGGUGAUUUGAGUCAGGAGCAAGAGCAGCAGCUCAUCCGAGUGCUGAAGAAGAAUCUUUCUUCAUUCGCUUGGACUGUGACCGACAUGACGGGGAUUGAUCCUGAUUUUCUAUGCCACAAACUUAACAUUAAUCCAUUGGCUAAGCCUAAAGUUCAGAAGCGUAGGCGGUUGAGUGGAGACCGAGCUCAGGCAGCUACUGAGGAGAUACAUAAAUUAUUAGAAGCGGCUCAUAUCCGAGAGAUACAAUAUCCGACCUGGUUAGCAAAUGUGGUGAUGGUAAAGAAAUCAAAUGGAAGAUGGAGGAUGUGUGUGGAUUUCACGGACCUGAACAAUGCCUGUCCAAAGGAUUCAUAUCCGUUGCCUAAUAUAGACGCACUAGUCGAUAAUGCAUCGGGAUGUGCUUUGCUAAGUUUCUUAGAUGCUUAUUCGGGAUACAACCAAAUCAAGAUGCAUUGGUCCGAUGAAGACAAGACGGCAUUUAUGGGAGGAACAGCAAAUUAUUGUUAUCGGGUAAUGCCGUUUGGAUUAAAGAAUGCAGGAGCCACUUAUCAGAGGUUGAUGGAUCGGAUAUUGGCCCCCAUGUUGGGAAGAAAUGUUUAUGCGUAUGUGGAUGACAUGGUAGUCACCUCGGUAGAAGAGAAGAAGCAUGAGGAGGAUUUGGAGGAGUUAUUUGUUACCAUCAGCAAAUACAGACUUAAGCUUAAUCCCGAGAAGUGUGUUUUUGGGGUUAAGGCUGGAAAGUUUUUGGGUUUCCUACUCACUGAGAGGGGGAUAGAAGCCAAUCCAGAUAAGUGUGCAGCAAUUAUAAAUAUGAGGAGUCCCGGUAAUGUAAAAGAAGUACAAAGGUUGACGGGAAGGAUCGCGGCUUUGUCCCGUUUCCUUGCCAAAAGUGGAGAUCGUGGUUUUCCUUACUUUCAGUGUUUGAAGAAGAACGAACGAUUUCAAUGGACUGAUCAGUGUGAGGAGGCAUUCCAAAGGUUGAAAGAAUAUCUGAGCAAACCGCCGGUAUUGUGUAAACCGGAAAAAGGUUCUGAAUUAUCUUUAUACAUAUCGGUAACCGAACAUGCUGUGAGUUCGGUCUUAGUCAGAGAGGGUGACGGGGAGCAGAAACCAGUGUACUUUGUGAGUAAAGUACUCCAUGGGGCAGAGGAGAGGUAUCCUACCAUAGAAAAAGCUGCAUUGGCCGUGGUAGUGUCAGCUCGGCGUCUGAGAUAUUAUUUUCAGAAUCAUGCUGUUAAAGUGAAGACAGAUCUACCGAUCAGGUAUGUUUUGCAAAAACCUGAUAUAUCCGGAAGGUUGGUUAAAUGGGCGAUAGAGCUGUCAGAGUAUGGCCUACAGUAUGAGUCACGAGGGCCAAUCAAGGCCCAAUUCUUGGCUGACUUUGUGGUGGAAUUGUCUGAGCCACCUGUGGAGAAUCGGGCUGUGGGGGAGAUAACGUGGAUAUUGUCGGUGGAUGGAGCUUCUAAUUUGAGGGGUAGUGGUGCUGGUAUCGUUCUGGAAGGACCGGAAGGGGUAUUGAUUGAACAAUCAUUGAGGUUUGCUUUCAAAGCCAGUAAUAAUCAAGCGGAGUAUGAGGCUUUGAUAGCUGGUAUGCUUUUAGCUAAAGGAAUGGGGGCCACUAAGUUGCUGGUGAAAAGUGAUUCAGCACUGGUGGCAGGUCAGGUGAAUGGCGAGUUCCAAGCUCGUGAUCCGCAGUUGGCUAAGUACUUGGAAGUUGUCCAAACUAUUGCGAAGAACUUUGUCCUCCUUGAGUUUGUGCAUGUUCCGAGGGAGCAGAAUUCACGAGCUGAUUUGUUAUCCAAGUUGGCUAGUUGUUCGAAGCCAGGGCAGCAUAAAUCGGUGAUAAGGGAAACAUUGGUAGCUCCUCGGAUUGAUGCGCAGGAAGAGCAUCAAGUGCUAGAGAUUUUGGCAAUUGAAGAAUCUUGGAUGGCACCUUUUAAGAGUUAUCUUGCGGAUGGUAAAUUACCUGGGGAUUCUAACGAGUCUCAGAAGAUAAAGAAGAACUCAAGUCGGUAUACGCUGAUAGAUGGACAUUUGUUCAGGUAUGGGCACUCCAGACCUUUGUUGAUUUGUGUUGGAAGAAAGGAAGCAGAUCGUCUCAUGGCCGAGCUCCAUGAGGGGAUUUGUGGAAGCCACGUAGGGGGAAGGGCAUUGAUGCUCCGAAUAAUCCGAGGAGGGUUCUUUUGGCCCACUAUGAAAGGUGAUUGUAUAGAAUACGCCAAGAAGUGUGAAUCGUGUCAGAAACAUGCUGAUUGGAGUCAUGCUCCGCCAGAGGUAUUGCAUUCUAUUAGUACACCUUGGCCUUUUCACACUUGGGGAAUAGACAUCUUAGGUCCGUUUCCUAAGGCGGUGAGGCAAUUCAAGUUUUUGAUCGUAGCUGUAGAAUAUUUUACGAAGUGGAUCGAAGCCGAACCGGUUGCUGUUAUCUCGGGGGGGCGAAUCCGAGAGUUCAUUUGGAAGAAUAUAAUAUGCCGAUUCGGGGUACCACGUCGGAUUAUUUCAGACAAUGGAACUCAAUUCGCAUGCUCGCAGGUAAGGCAGUUGUGCGCGGAAAUAGGGAUUAAACAGGUCUUUUCAUCGGUAGAGCAUCCUCAGACAAACGGGCAGGCGGAAGCAGCUAAUAGAGUGAUAUUAAGGGGAUUGAAGCGAAGAUUGGUAGAGACGAAGGGGGAAUGGCCAAACGAAGUGUCUCGGGUGCUGUGGGCUUAUCAUACUACUCCUCAGACAACUACCAGAGAGACUCCCUUCUCGUUGGUGUACGGAACUGAUGCAAUGAUUCCAAUUGAGGUUAUGGAAAGCACUAGGAGAGUGAGAUUGUUUGACGAGAAGAUUUCUGAGAUUGGUUUGCGGGCAAACCUUGAUGUUAUAGAUGAGGUUCGAGACUUGGCCCAAAUUUCUAAUGAGGCAAUGAAGAGAAGAUUAGAGAGAAGUUACAAGACUAAGGUGGUACCACGGAAGUUCCAAGAACAAGAUCUGGUAUUAAGAAAAGCGCAAUUGAUUCAGAUGGAUAGCAAAUUGGCUCCAAAGUGGACUGGGCCUUAUCGAAUCAAACGAGUGUUGAGAGAAGGAGCUUAUAAGUUGGAGACGCUGGAAGGGAAGGAAAUUCCGAGGACAUGGAAUGCAGCUAAUUUACGUUUUUAUUUUAGCUAA